Molecule: messenger RNA, 507 nt
Organism: Saprolegnia diclina VS20
Lineage: Eukaryota; Oomycota; Saprolegniomycetes; Saprolegniales; Saprolegniaceae
Exons: 1
Coding region: 60-506 (148 amino acids)
Source: RefSeq, a predicted model, not a curated record
CGUACAUCUUCUAUGUAAACGAUAUCUAAAAGCUCAUACGUGGACAUUGUCAGAGCCUCAUGCGCCACGACAUCCAAGGGACAGCUUCGACUACUACUGGCGUCGUCCGCGGUCACGCAACACACCGCGCCGUGAUUCGCCAAAACUUGGCGGCAUAUCUACCAAUCGUGGUCCUUCGUCGCAUUUCCAGCAUGGCCCGCAAGAUCAACUGGGCCGGCGUCGGGCUCUCGGUCAUCACGGGCACGAGCCUCGCCGCCGUGAGCAUCAUGGCGUACUUUCGCUUUGAGUUUCCCGAGCAAUUUGCCGAGGGCAGCGUGCGCCAGUCGCGCCCCGAGGCCUGGACCGACGAAGAGCGCCAGUGGGGCGCCUUUGGCUCGGGCCUCGCCGACGCCAUUCCGUCCGCCGUCACCAACGUCUUCCGCUUCGAGAACGUCGCCGAGCGCAUCGAGGCGCGCCGCGCCAAGCGUCGUCAAGAGAUCCAAGACAUCAUUAACCAAAAAGAUUAGC